Messenger RNA from Verticillium alfalfae VaMs.102, 423 nucleotides. RefSeq lists its product with no specific name. Bases 1 to 423 code for a protein of 140 amino acids. The record is from RefSeq and is a predicted model, not a curated record. Lineage: Eukaryota; Fungi; Ascomycota; Sordariomycetes; Glomerellales; Plectosphaerellaceae. The transcript has a single exon.
AUGGGUCGCGAUGAGGACGCCGCCAGCAAGGCGCGCGGCCUUGGCGCCAAUGUCACUCUUCUCCGUCCGGAGCUCGUCCAGCCAUUCAACACCGAAAAGUUUCAAGGAACGGAAUUUUGCUUCGCUCCGGUCCUGCAAUAUCCAUUUCAAAAGAAGCCACGAACCAUCCGAAAGCCGGCGGUCCGGGCGGCAGCCCGCGAGACGCUGAGACGGAGGCAAGAAGCGGUGAAGUUGAGGGAGGAAAGUCACGACACGACCGAACUGCAAAAUGCAUUCGAGGAGUACCAGAAGACGGCGUGCCUGCCAUCGGAGCAGUCGCCGCGAAAGAAGCUCAUGAGUCAGGCGCCGGACGCGCAAGAGUCGGUGGAUGGCGAGUUUGAUGAAGAAUGGGAAGUCGCCCAGCACAUGGCGAUUUCGGGAUAA